Molecule: messenger RNA, 10956 nt
Organism: Lineus longissimus
Lineage: Eukaryota; Metazoa; Nemertea; Pilidiophora; Heteronemertea; Lineidae
Exons: 30
Coding region: 288-8345 (2685 amino acids)
Biological process (GO): dephosphorylation
Cellular component (GO): focal adhesion
Molecular function (GO): protein binding
Source: RefSeq, a predicted model, not a curated record
UGUGUUUGAAGGAUUUGACCACAUUUUCUGGAGUAAAGUGUUGCAUUUUUUUCGUGGUUUUGUUUAUUUCGGAUACUUUCUUUCGUUUGACUUGAGUACUCUCUGAAUCACUCUCAAUUUUCAUUUUACUGAAGUUGAAUUGAUACCCUUCAACACGCUUUAAAAAAUCUUGAUGGAUUGAUGAAGAAUUUCGAUGGAUUAAAGUCGUAUUCAGAUGUGAUGUGGUGCUGUACAUUUACAUUGAAUAUCAUGUUAGAAAAUCCUUUCUUGGUCUUUGGCGGAUAAGUAUGCCAGUGGCGUCAAAGAUGCGCCUUUGUGGAAGUUGCGUUGGGAAAUCUUCCCGUAAUUCUCCGCCGAUGAUCGGAGCUCCCAUGCCGCAUCAUAACGCCAACAACGUCGGUGGUCAAUCAACUCACGGAAUACUCGUAAAUCACACGGAAGCGAAUCGGAACCAUGCUUUGAACUCACAUCGGAGUAAUUCUCUUGGACAACAGAAACCAAGCGUCCAUUUUUCAAACUCUGCAGUCUCAGGUCCGACAGCCAAUCAUGGGAGUCCGAAUCAAGUGACACAAGUUGAUGGGACUAGUCCGAAUCACGUGAACCGCGGGACACCAAACCAGUUGAGUUUACACUGUAAUAAUAACACUGACCAGGCUGUUCAAAACAGUUACUACAGCCCGCAGAAUCAGGCGGUGUCAUGUUCGAAUAGUGUGUGCAGCUCGCAACAUCAGACGUUUUCAAAUUCAAAUAGUGCGCACACCUCUCAAAAUCAGCCUGUCCCAGGUUCAAACAGCUUUUACAGCCCUCUUUCAAGUUCAAAUGGUCCGUACAGUUCAAAUCAUCAGACUGUUCCCAGUUCAAAUGGUAUCUACAGCCCUCAUCGACAGACAGUCCAAGGUUCAAACAUAUUUUACAGUCCUCAACAUCAGACUGUUCAAAGUUCAAACAAGUUCUAUAGUCCACAGCAUCAGACUGUUCAAAGUUCAAACAAAUUCUAUAGUCCACAGCAUCAGACUGUUCAAAGUUCGAACAAAUUCUAUAGUCCACAGCAUCAGAACGUCUCCAGUUUUAAUGGCCCUCAGACAGUUUCAACGCAUCAGACAGGUUCAAAUCAUGUGACACAGCAUCUGAAGAUAUCGGUGAAUCAUAAUCGCCAAGAGGAUAACAGUCCUCAGCAUUUGCAGGUGAUGACAUCAUGUACCCCUCAAACAAACUAUGAAUUGCCGAGCAACCAUGAAACCAUAACAAAGCAAGCACAAGUACAAGUGGCAAAAACACCACAACCUGCUCCAGUGCCAGUGCCAGCGACCGCCCCUACACCCCCAGCACGCGGCAUCAUGUCUAGUAUCAAGCACCGCCCGGCCGCAAAGGGCGGUGUGGUCAAUCGUUUCGAUGGAACCAGUCAGUAUGAGCUUGACCUCACCUACAUCACAGAGAGUAUUAUUGCCAUGACCUUCCCAGUUGAAGGUCAGGAGGUCACGUACAAGAACAACAUGAAGGAAGUUGCUAAGAUGCUGCAGACGAAGCAUGAAGAUGGAUAUAUGGUCAUCAAUUUGUCCGAAAGAAGAUUUGAUCUCUCGAAAUACAACAAGCACGUUUUGGAGUAUGGUUGGCCGGAGAACCUAGCGCCCCCUUUGGAGCGCUUGUGUAGCAUUUGUAAAUCGAUCGACUCGUGGUUGAACUCCGACCCGAAUCAUGUCGUCGUUGUCCAUUGUAAGGGACGGAAGGGACGGACGGGAGUAGUGAUCGCGGCCUAUAUGCAUUAUAGUAAUAUCUGUGCAAGUGAUGACCAGGCCCUCGACCGCUUCGCCAUGAAACGUUUCUACGAUGACAAACUCGGCGGAAUCACGCAGCCCUCCCAACGACGAUACGUACACUAUUUCGCUGGCCUCCUCUCCGGUGCAAUAAAAAUCAACAGUAGCCCCCUCUAUCUCCAUCACAUCGUAAUACACGGCGUGCCAAACUUUGAUGGGAGCGGUGGAUGUCGGCCGUUUAUCAAGAUUUAUCAGGGAAUGGACCCAGUGUAUACAUCUGGAGUGUAUAACGUAACCGAUAAGAUGACCAAGGUCUGCUUCACACUGGACCCUGGUCUACUCCUCCGCGGGGAUAUUCUAGUCAAGGGCUACCACAAGCGGUCGCGCUCCGGUACUCGUGAUGUCAUCUUCAGGACGCAGUUUCACACCUGCGCUGUUUCGGAUUAUGGUUUUGUUCUUGGCAAGAACGACCUGGACGACGCUUGUUUCGAUGAGAAGUUUCCUUCGAGUGCCCGAGUAGAGUUCAUAUUUUCAAGUGGUGCUGGCAAAAAUAGUGAACUUCCGUCCUACUUCAGUGUAGAGCCGGCAGGUGACCUCCUGAACGACUCCGGUGUCCUCGUCGACGACAACCAAGAUCCCCUCGUCCGAUGGGACUCGUACGAAAACUUCAACACGCACCCUCCCAAUGAAAACGGUGAGGCGAUAACUCACACCACCUCCACAGUGACACACCAAGAGCAACGCAUCGACCACCUCUCCGCUCCCGAUGGAAGUCUGUACGCCACGGUAACCAAGAAGAGGGAGCCACUUGUGCAAACGACUACCAAUGACAUGUUACAUAAUAGCAUGGACUCUGGUAUAUCAUCAACUUCAGGUUUUACUAGUGCCAGUGUCAGCCUAAGUGUUAGUCAUUCAGGACCUGCAAACACCCUGACCUACUCCUCAAGUCAACCUGUCCACACGACCCAAACAACGACCAUCUUGAACAAGUCGCAUACGACCCCUAGUGACGAACAAUCGGAACUAGAUCAAGUGCUCGCUGAUCUUCUCGGAAGUCAAACGCUGAUAAGUACACAGCCGAUCACAGGGACCGGUGCUCAGCAAGCGGGGCAGGUCACCUACGGUUCACUAACGAGAAAGGGGAAAGUCCCGGAAUCUGAAACAAUGCAUAAAACAUACAGUUAUAAAACGGAGACGGUUCGGCAGAUUAAUCAAAAUGAUUAUAACAUCGAUCAGAUGAUGGACAACUUGGACAGAGAUCGCGUCACAGCCGUGAAUCGCACUCACAUGCAGAACAAACGUGACGUUGCCAAGGAUUAUAAUCGCCAAUCAGAUCAUCUGGAUUUGGCCAUUCCCGCAUCGAUGGAUACUAGCACGUGGCUGGAGCAACAGCAACGGAAGCUGACGCAGCGACGGCAGUCACGUGAGCGUACGCCGCAGGAGAAACAGCUUGUAAAAGAGCUGCAGUCGGCGCAGGAUAAGUUGUUGUCAAAACGGCAGCAGACCGAGGCAGAGGAGCAGGCUAUCUUGGAUCGCUAUAACCAGAAUGACGUCGAUUUAUCUGGUUACACUUCCGACCCUGAGGGAAGCAACCGGAAGUACUUCUCGAAGGUUCAGCGCCGUUAUCGAACAUCCGAUGGCCCGGGGUCUUAUAACACGAUCCAGAAUGUCUACUCAACAUCAUCUUAUACUACGUAUACAUCCUCAAUGAAUAAUAGUUCCUACAUGCCGACGUCUGUCACCGAGACGUACUCCUCGCAAGGGGCGCAAACGUCGUCGACAAAACCACCGCCAUCGCCCAUUAUGGGGCGGAGCAAUGUUGGUCCCACACCGCCCUCCCCAGCCGUGCCGGUCAGGUCCAGUAGUAAGGAUGCGGUAAACCGGUCACGGAGUAUGAACCGGAGUGAGUGGACAACCUACCAGCAGUCCUUGUCACGCCAGAACUCUGACCCCGGGUACGAUCGGCGUGUUUCUCCGACACAUUCACCUCGGUCGCAGUCGCCGAUGAAUUACUCACAAAGCUUCAGCUAUCAGAGUCCACCACAGUCGGCGCCAACGUCUGCAGAUACCUCUUUCUCAUCUCGACAAGGAAUCUCGUCGCCGCUAACAACAAAUGUUAGCUACGAAACCCAUACCUUACCUGCCCAGAAAUCUACGACGUACGUCGAAAAACGGACCGUCUACGAAACACAGUCGAAACCGGUUGAGAAGUACACAUAUGAAACAGCCACCAUGCCGACGCAGAAAACAUCGCGAUACGAUGGCUAUGCUAAUGUGUCUAUACCACCAGCGUCAUCGGGUUAUGUUACGAGCACGGUGUCGAACUCAAGAUACGGUUACGAAAGUGAGCCAGAGGGAGCCACUAGGACGACCGUCACUACUUUGAGUCGGAAACAGAAGGACGUAUCAGAUUCAUCAACACAUGUGAAUACCACUUACACAUCGGAAGAUCUAGAUCGUGCUAUACAACAGUUGGAACAUUUGCAUGCGAAUGCCACGCAGGCGCAACUGAAUGCGCAAAAGGCAAGGGAAGCGCAUGCGCUUGCGCAAGAACGUAUAUUACGGGAGCAGAAACAGGUCGUCACGGAGCAGACAGUCACGACAAAUAAAACGCAAAAUGUCGCUCAGUGGAUGAGAGAGAAUCAAGUGACACAAGAAACGGUGCAAAAACGGGGAGAGCACCCGCGGGAAAACCCACAAAGUAUUAACAAUAAUGCCUCACCGCUGACGGAGAAGUUCCCGUCGCCUCUCGGGCAGCCGUAUUCAACCAUUAUGGUGAAUCGUGACGACCCCCAGAUGAACAAUAUUUACAGUACAGUAGAGGUCAACCGCCGGAAUAAUAGCAGUUCAGAUUUACCGAUGACGCCGGGAUAUCCUGGCGAGCCUUCCCCGACGCCUGUUUUCCCACCACCCUACAGUGCAAUACUUACGCAUGCCGAUCCUGUUCCUAGUCCUAGUUACCAGUCGCCUCGCCAGGAGGCGUCACCUGUGAUAAACAGUGCAGACUAUAGAACUGAGAGACAGUAUGCAAAUCAGGAGAAUUUGACACCCUACCCCAGAUCGGUGUCACAACAGGAGUCAAAUAGUCCAUUUAAAACUAAUGUCACGUUUAAUGGAUAUCCUAGACCAAAGAACACAGAAAUCUUACGGGGAGCAAGUCUAGGUAUCGGUGCGCCUGUUGAUACAUCAGAACAUGUUUACGAAGUUCUGAAUAUUCAGAGGAGGGGUAACAGACUCGAGGACCUCGAGCGCAGCCUCCAGGCAGCCCAGGAAGCAAUCACGGCUGAAGCAGCUCUCCGUCGUGAACAGAAACUGCAACAACGACAGGAAGAGAUGUUGAAAACGUUGACGACAGAGGUACAGCAGACGCCAUCCCAGAGCCAUGAGUCGCACACAACGCGGACAGUAACGACGACUAUAACACAACAACAACAACAGCAAUUGCAACAGCAAAAAGAACAGUGGCAACAAGAGGAGUUGCGACUAGAAAAGUUGCGACUGGAAAAGUUGCGGCAACAGGAAGAACAAUUGCGACAAGAGCAGUUGCGACAACGAGAUGAGCAGUUGCGACAGGAGCAGUUGCGGCAACAAGAGGAACAGUUGCGGAAACAAGAAGAGAAAUUGCGACAAGAACAGAUGCGUCAACAAGAGGAGCAGUUGCGACUGGAACAAUUGCGACAAGAAAAGUUGCGACAACAAGAAGAACAAUUGCAACAGGAAAAAUUGCGACAACAAGAAGAACACUUGCGGCAACAAGAAGAACAGUUGCGUCAAGAAAAGUUGCGGUUACAACAAGAGCAGUUGCGACAAGAACAGUUGCGGCAAGAACAGUUGCGGCAAGAACAGUUGCGGCAAGAGCAGUUGCGGCAAGAGCAGUUGCGGCAAGAGCAGUUACGACAAGAGCAGUUGCGACAAGAACAGAUGCGGCAAGAGCAGUUGCGGCAAGAGCAGUCACGACAAGAGCAGUUACGACAAGAGCAGUUACGACAAGAGCAGUUACGACAAGAACAAAUCCAGCGUGAAGUUCAGCGGACGGUCAUUGAAAAGCAAACAGUCAUCACCCAACAGUCUGCACCGCCACCGAAACAGGAAGAGGAGGAGGUCAUAACGCUUCGAGCAGUUGGCGUGCAAAAUUUAGAACCUGACCAUGAUGGCACAGAUCACUCGGACGGACGACCAGUGUCACCAGCUUUCCCUGGUACCGCACAAGCCACACCCCCCUUCCCAGUCACACCACGGACGCCAUAUGCUAAUGUUAAUCAAGCACCCACCCCUGGGAAUACUCCAGCCUCCUCCGCACCGUCUGUCGUAACGGCCCAUUGCCAGGAUGUAACAACAACAACAACAACACAUGCUCACUCUCAGUCCUCGUACACGCCAAGUUCUGAUCCUCUCUACGCGUCCAUCGCGGACGUCUUAGAGAAAUCGGACGGAGAGAAGUCAGGUGGCACCGCCGGCAACCAGACCCUCGUCAAGGCAACUGUACACCAACAGUACCAUAGCGACUCGGCACAGCCAGGAACACCAAGCGGCACCAUGGUACGCCAACAGCAAGGGCAGCAUGUCCAGUAUGGACAGGCGCCGGGGACGCCAAACAUGUCACUUCAGAGACAGGCGAUGCAACAGCAGCAACAACAACAACAGCAGCAACAGCAACAACAACAACAGCAACAGCAGAGUCGACAGGUUGUAACUACACGCAAGGUAGAGGAGAAGAAUCUCCAACAACAGUUUCAGUACCCCCUUUCGUCACAGGGUGGCGCUGUAAUGCAUGGAGGAACACUCGAACGUAACAUGCAGGGUGGGACACUGGAGCGUAAUAUGCAGAUGCAGGGUGGGACAUUGGAACGUAAUAUGCAGGGUGGUAUGCGAGGCGGAACUCUGGAGCGAAAUAUGCAGGGCGGGACUAUGGAACAUACUGUACAGGGUGGAAGUAUUCAGAGCAGUGGCAUCCAACAUGGUGCCCAAGAUGGUUUUGCCCACGGGGCCCAGUCUCAAGGCGGCGGCUAUACGCAGGUCCGUAAGACAGUCACGACCAGCCAGCAAAACCAGUUCAGCCAGCAUGGUGGUGGCAGCACCGGCGGCAGUGGUGUGAUCUACCAGCAAGAUGGCGUUCGUGGACCGAGCGGGUCAAUGACGUUACAGCACCAGAAAUCGCAGCAGUCGUACCAGCAAGGCGGGUCUGCCACGCUCCCUAGACAGCUGAGCGCCCAGGAGCAAAUGGGGCAGUUUUCCACACAGCAGGGUGGCCAUACAGUCCAAGUCCAACAUAGUGGACAGUCGAUGCAAUAUUCGCAGGAGGGCGGUCAUCAGGGAAUGACAAAUCACCAGGCGCAAGGGAUGCAGGGAUCGAUGCAACAUGGGUCCAUGCUUGGACCCGGCCAAGCCUCCGUGCAAGGCUCCAUGCAGGGAUCGACUCAUGGGUCGACAAGCUCCCAGCACCAGACAGUACAGCACAAGGUCGUAGAACAGCACCAGCACCAGCAGGCACUACAUGUUGAUACGUCGAUGGGCGGAAGUGUGAUGGUCAACAGGAGUCCUUCGUCAAGUGGAAGUGGCCAGCACCACAGUCCGCCAAGUCCAGGAACUGUACACCAGCUCAAACACCAGCUCUCCUUAGACUCGCAAUUCAGCCGGAGCCAGAGCUCUCCGGCGCCAUCUGUAUAUACCGGUAUGUCUCGCGGGGGCAGUAUGCAGUCCCUAUCCUUCGAUGGUGCUGAGUACAUCCAUCACACUCCCAAGUUUGUGAAGGAUACGUCGAAAUUCUGGUACAAGCCGAACAUUACUCGUGAAGAAGCAAUACUGAUGCUGAAGGACAAGCACCCAGGAACGUUUGUGAUCCGUGACAGUAACUCCUUCCCUGGAGCGUUUGGCUUGGCGCUGAAGGUCUCUCAACUUCCUGCGAAUGUGCAGUCCAAAGCUGUUGAUCCCUCCACAGAACUGGUGCGGCACUUUCUAAUCGAGAGCACAUCGAAGGGUGUGCGGUUAAAGGGAUGCAGCAACGAGCCAAUCUUCGGUAGUCUGGCCGCGCUGGUGUACCAGCACUCGAUAACUCCUCUCGCACUACCCUGCAAGCUUGUGCUUCCAGAACUAGGUGGAUCUGAAAAUGGUGCAAAGUCGGAAUUACCGAGCUCAGCGGCCGCAUUACUUGCCCAGGGGGCAGCGUGCAACGUGCUGUUCAUUGGCAGUGUGGAGAUGGAAUCGCUGACUGGACCCCAAGCAAUAUCUCGAGCCAUGACUGAGAUGCAGAAACUCGACCCCAAGACGACGGAGGUUCAUUUUAAGGUGUCAUCGCAGGGGGUGACACUCACAGAUAACCAGAGGAAACUAUUCUUUAGAAGACAUUAUGCUGUCAGCACUGUUACGUACUGUGGUAUGGAUCCAGAGGACCGAAGAUGGGUCUCUAAGGAUGAGAGUGGCAAAGAACGAGCUGCUAAAGUGUUUGGGUUCGUUGCCAAGAAGCAGGGCAACCAGUCGGAUAAUUUGUGCCAUAUUUUCGCGGAGCUAGACCCCGAUCAACCGGCAUCUGCCAUUGUGAACUUUGUAACGAAGGUUAUGAUUGGUUCGAAGUCAAACACGUCAAAGUCAUGACCUACGUCCACAAGUUCUUUAUAGACUGGUCCCAUGUUCUUUCUAACUCGAGGAGGAGGCAAACACAAACAAAUGGCCGGUUCAGAAUAUAGUGUUGAAGGGGAAGUGGCUAGCAUUCAGGGCUAUUACGAUCAAAUCAUGUGCUCAUCAGUGUAUUCUGAAAGUGACAUUUUUGCCAUGAUUUGUCCGAUUCAAGAAUACUAGCCUUCACCCCUUUUGCAAAUAUUUCUGAAACAUGGAGCAGUCCAUCUGUUUAGAUAUGUGUCAGGAUUGGACAUCCCAUUCAAAUGUGUGUGGGGUGCAGAGCAGUAAGGAUGGACAUUGACAGAAUGCAAAGGAUUAUAUUUGAAAAUUAUUUAAGGAAUAAAGAAUCGUUGAAAGUAUUCAAAAUAGAUUCUAAAUUAAAGGAGAAAUGCAUGAUAAUACUGCUGACAUCAGCAAAUUUAUACAAUGUGUAUUAAUUGAUGAUUAUGUAGAUUUCAGUAGCGAAAAGCUUGUAGAUUUUAUGUGAGGUAGCGUAAAGUUUUAUCAUGCUCAGACUUUGAAGUAGGAUAUGUUUUUAGAUAUGUUAAAGGAGCAAUAAAAAAAUUUCACUGUGCUAGUGGUAUUGAGAUACUCAAUUUGUGGAAAAGAUGCUCUAAGAUAAUCGAUUGGCAAUAAAUUGUGGUAUCUGAUUUUGAAACAAAGUGUUUUGAUGGUUGUGGUAAUAAUCAGCGUCAAUAGAAGUAAAUUUUCGAGUGGUAGGCCUUGAUUUAAAAGAUGGCGGCUGAAGGAAUGACUGUUGUCAUUCACUAUUUGGGAUUUUGAAAGACAGCUGCCAAAUUUGACAUUUGUUAAUCCUUUCCCUCUGUGAUCCAAAAAAUACCUCAGAAGAUGAAUUCCUCUUGCCCUGUUGACUUUUGAACUUGAAAAUGUUUGUAAAAUGCCCUCCGAAAUUUGGUUGUGAACCCUAAAUUGGGGCUUCCUCUUGGAAUCUGGUUGAAAUGAAUCAAAGUCUUCCUUAUUAAUUUUUGUCUGCCAAGACUUUUCUUAACUUGGCUGGGAUAGGCCCGGCCCACUGCACUGCUGAUCUAGGCUAACAUGCAAAUGAAAACCCAAAUAAUAUAAAAUCUGUAUCUCGUACCCAUCAUAAAUUUUCUCAAGAUGAUCGCUCGGGGAUUGAUCAGUUGUAAAUAUAAACAUGUUUAACGGUAAACCUGUAGAAAUGAAAGAGUUAACAUACGUUUACGUUUAAGGAAAUACUGUCAUUUGAAACGAAUUGGCUGUGUGCAUGCUGAUCCUAGGGUAGACGCUCGAUGCUACAUGUAAUUCACUUGAUUAAUCACAGUACAUUAAUACCUUAAUUACGACCCAGCAUGAUCUUAUGCAGUGUUGAUUAAAACAGCACAGUAUUUUAAAAAGCCUGUACAUGUAAAUUAUGUAAAUGUAGUAUAAAGUGAAUUACUGUAAAAAGAAAAAGACAUGAUAUUUUACAGUAAAGCAAAUUAUUGUAAAUUUUUACAGUAAUGGCAUUGUAAAUUACUGUAAAAUAAGGUAUUUAUGUUAUGUACAGUAAUGUGUAUAUUACUGUAAAGAAGUAGAAUAGACAUUAUUUUACAGUGUCUUUGGAAUUUGCUGUAAAAGGCGAUAGUUUUUUUUUAUAUAAUGUGCAGUAGAGCAAAAGACUUUGUAUAGCUUAUUUGGCCGUAUUGACUUGUGCCUGUAGACUCGCUCAGUUUUGGAAAAUAUAUUAUCAGGAUCACAAUGUAACCUUGACCCCUUGUUUAUGAGAUGCUUAGGGUAAAAGGAGAUUUGAAUGUGCUGAGGCAUUCUACUUGAAGGUUACCGGAUUACGUUGUAGCCAUUUGACAAUAGAGGGACCUUGAUCUGAGCACUGAACGUGUGAGGUCACAAGCAAAAUCAACUCCACACUGUUACUUUUACCAGCAGACAGAAACAUAGAUAUGCAUUCCUUAUGCCUGACUGGUCUCAUUGAGGCCCUUUGGAGCCCUUGCUCAUGUUGCUAGUGACAUCUAUUGGUCAGGGACUGCCAGCACUGCUUUCAACUGCUCCCAUUGUGGUUCAUCGCAACUGAAUAUUUCUCGAGAUGCUAAACCCGUUAAAAUUAUGUUUGAUAAAGGAAUCAGUUGAUACAUGUUAUUCACAACUGCUUAUACUAAUUACAAAGUGAGAUACGUAUAGUGUAUAUCAUUCAGACCCAGAUCAUUAAUAUUCUUGAGGAAUUUGAUGUCAUUGUAUACAACAUGUCUCUAAAAAAAAAUGCCGCUCAUAAAUGUACAUAAUUUCGUUUGCUUAAGAAUACCUUGCAGGUUUCUAAUGUCUAAGAAAACAGUUUCUGCUUUUAAUUCACAUUGUGACCCAUCAAAACAUUCAGUGUGGGAAAUCACAUGCAAGGCGUGCAGUACGUGGGACAUUCUGACAGAAAAUUUGAUAAGCGUUUUUUCUGCCUAAGGUAAUAUUCCAUAUUCUGUUGCCUAUCUACUUGAAUAUUCAUGAGCUGGGUUUUCACAAUGAAUAAUUAAAAGGAUUGUUAAAGCUAUGGUUAAUGAUUAAUUAUGUAAGGCUACUAAUUAUUCAUUAUUAAUUAAUAAAUAUAUUUCUACUUAAAGAC